AUGUCGCGGCGGUCCGUAUGUAAACACGGCGCUUCAACGUCUGUGUGUUGCAUUCUUAUUCACUGUCAUGGUUCACAUUCAUUUGCUCGUAAUGUAACAUGUCGCCUUUCUACGUGGUAGCCACGAUGCUGCCCACAAAGCGACGACAACAACAACAACAACCGCAGCAUCCGGAACCGAGGAACAAGCGAGCCUGCGGCACGAUCGACGACGACGACGAUGAUGGGAACUCCGCGGACGUUGCAAUUUCCCCGGAGGCGGCAUCGGCGGCGUCGGCGCAAGAGGUGGCGUGUGACGCGGCGAGUACCGGUGGCGAACUCAGCCCCGAGCGCCUGGUGCCCACGGCCUUCGCCUGCAGCUUCCUGGAGGUGGAGGCGACGCUCAACGGCGUGCUCAGCCGCCUGAGCUUUGGCGACCCCGUGCGCUACGUGUACAACCCCACGGAGUACGCGGCCGAGACGCACCGCCGAUUCGUGGCCGCGUACUGCCGCGGUCCCAAGGACGUCCUCUUCCUCGGCAUGAACCCGGGGCCCUUCGGCAUGUCGCAGACCGGGGUGCCGUUCGGCGAGGUGUCGGUGGUCCGCGACUGGCUGCGCAUCACGGGCGAGGUGCGCCAGCCGCCGCACGUCCACCCCAAGCGGCCCGUCCUGGGCCUCGCGUGCCCCAAGAGCGAGGUGAGCGGCGCCCGCUUCUGGGGCUUCUUCCGCAGCCUCUGCGGCCCCCCAGACGCCUUCUUCCGCCGCUGCUACGUGCACAACUACUGCCCGCUCGCCUUCCUCGCCGAGAGCGGCAAGAACGUGACACCCCCCGAGCUCCCCGCGGCCCAGCGGCGCGCCCUAGUGCAGGCCUGCGACGCCGCUCUCUGCCUCGCCGUGCGGGCGCUGGGCGUGCGCGUCGUGGUGGGCCUGGGCCGCUACGCGGAACGACGUGCCCGUGACGCCCUCGAAGCCGGUGGGAUGGGGCCCGCCGAAGUCCGCGUCGCCUUCCUCAUGCACCCGUCGCCCGUCAACCCGCGGGCCAACCGCGGGUGGGACGCGGUGGCGCGCCGGACGAUGCAGGAGAUCGGCAUCCUGGAGCUGCUCACGACGGAGGACGGGGAGAUCGGCCAGUGCGCCGGGUAGUUGGGCGCUGGUUGUGUUUGCCGUAAGGUCAAGGUGCUGGGCCCCACGGGUGGCUUGCCCGUGCCGCUGCCCCGGUGGACGGGAGUUGUAGUCGUGCUCAAUCCGCUGCUGGAUAAAGGGCUCCCUCGUCCGCCACCAUCUCUCACUAUCGUUGCAAGGCAGUAAUCCGCCUUUCACCUGCACGUGAGCUGAUGUUCUAGCCGGAAAUGUGCUACCCUGCACCUUUUUCUCAUUCCACUGCAGGCCAUUGAUGGCUUCAACUAGAGCGAUUGUAGAUUACUACGAUUUGGAUGGAUUCUAAAAAAUUCUAGAGAAUCCCUCUAGAUCGUAGUUCUACUCCUUCCACACUGGAUUUGCGCGUGAGUGAGAGUAGGAGGACGGGAGGUGAUGGGAGCAAUAAAAUCCGUUUCAUACGCAGGUGCCUGGCGGAUUGUUACAUCGCAGAAUUUUGAGAGGUGGCGGCAGCCUAGGGUUAGGCCUUCAUCCAGCAGUGGAUUUACUCUGGCUGAUGGUGGUGGUGAUGAUGAUGAGUAGGAGGAAACUGUGUUUGAAAGUUACCGUGGUGUGGGUCAUAAUAAUGCAAGCUAACAGAGAUAGGGUGAUUCCGAAAAAUAUUAAUUAAACGAAACUAUCUUCUUGGUUCUUUCAGUAAAGUCACGUACCGAAAGAACCAAGAAGAUGAAUUCCUGCAGUCACGAAAGCUUUAAAUCGAAAUUUAAACGAAACUAUGUUUUGUUUUACCAUGUAAGGCCCACUGAGCGAUAUAGCUCUUCUUCAGAAGCGACUUGGCCACAAAUGAUAGCUCAACAAGGUGGCUUAUGUGGAAAUGUAUCGCAGCGAAAUACUUUAAACACACGUUUCUAAAUAUGGAGGGAAAAACUGGAGGACUGGGAUACAAUUCCACGCGACCACGGGGAGCACAUGCAAACCCCAAAUAUACAGGCGUCAGGGUCGGGGAUCAAACACACGACCUGUAUGCCAGGCACGGUAGUUAACAUCUCGAAUGGAGAGGAAUGACGUGGAGACAUUGCCGACACAUGGGAUCUUGUGACGGUCGCCAGCAGUGGAGGAGUACUGCUGCCGCAAGUCUGUGGACCCAGCCGACUCUACACAGAGGGCAGGAUGGGAAGUAGGAGAGUGACCCCAAGGGUGAAGUCAGACGUUUCGGGCAAGCGAGUUUGAAAGAACUGUUUGUGCCAGUGUUCGGUUGCAUACCUGUCGACCCACACGGUUUACCCGUAUUCGUGUACAGGGAAAUUAAGUUUUCAGGUUCAUACGGCGUACAGCCGUUUCAAUACGGGCGAAACCCCAUAAUUUGUGUCUAUUUGUGUUUCUCCCUUGUGAUGGAACUUUGUAGGAUUGACGUUGAGAUUUCUAAGGGCACGGGGUGACCAAUAAAGUCAGAAUUGGUCUGUCAUAAGGUAGGCACUGAUAAGGGAUUAACAGGUAUGCGGUUGCAUGUGUCGCGACGGCAUUGUUGGAAGUCGGAUGCUCCUGUCUUGACCGGUUCAGGGUUUCAUAUCGCUUCUCUUAAAGGAAGUUGUGACCCCCCCCCCCAAAAAGAAAAUGGAAAUGAAACGGCUCUUACAAUCGAAAAAAAAAAUCACAAUUUGUUAAAGUUUUCAGGUUUUUGUUUAACCAGGUGAACACUCAAGCAAGCAGGAUAGUCUCAUUCAUUUGCUCGAGUGACCUGGGCCGCACCAGCGGCGUGCAUUUUUUAACACGGUGCUAUAUUACCGCGUAGGCCCACUGGCAUUAUGUAAUGCCAACGUUUAUUAAUUGUUUAGGCCUUUAAAAAAAUGGUACUGCCAACGCGUUGCAGACACCGCCAAGAUACCUUUGGAACUAUCCCAACGUAUGUAUUGAUCAUCUCCCAAUGCUGUAAUUUUAUAAUUUUAGCAACGAUUUUUUUUUACUUUUAAUGUUCCGGGAAGACAGAUUUCCCAGGACAGCCACUUCAACAAAAUUACAACCCUGGACAAACCAGGACAGUUGGCAACGGUCGCAUUAGCGUGCACCUGUGCAUCAGUGCGUGCGUUUUUGUGCUUCCUCAUCCACACGUCUUUGUGUAGUAAAAUCCCCUGACAAAACAAAGGCUCCCUUAAUAGACUGGCAUGCCAGCUUGUUAUUUUACCCGCAGAGGCAAACGUGCAUUGCGUUGUGCAUCUAAUACUUUUUUUAGUUCUGAGCAGGGUAUGAUGUCAGUGUAUAAGACAUCGUGUUUUACAUACCUGUCGGUGACUUGACUAAGGUGCGGAGGUCGCAAACCGGGUACCCGAUACCCGUACCCUACCCGAUACCCAGCUACCCGUAUCCGGCCGGGUACGGGUAGCUGUUUGCAACCCUGGUGCGGCCGGGUACGGGUAGGCCGUGAGUCACUGGUGAGUAACCGUUUUGUCACUCAUUUCGGGUAGGGUGCGGGUACGGGUAGGGAACGGGGGUACCCGUACCCGGCCGGGUACGGGUACCCAUUUGCGACCCUGGUGCAGCCGGGUACGAGUACGGGUAAGGAAUCAAAACCUGUUUGCGACUUCUGCUGAGGUGCGAGUCGGGUCGCAUCUGGAUCCGGUGGUGACCCAGGGCUUCGACGAAUAACCUCGCAGAUUCUGUCUGGCACAGUGCACUCACACAGGCAGUGCUUAUAUUAUAUUCCACAAACCUUUGGGAAUCAAGCCAGUCCGGUUUGUGGACUGAGCGAGUAGGCUCAGCCAAGGAUUCCCACAUAGUAGCCAAGCGUUGUUUACAUGAGCGCCGAUGCAAGGACUGCAAUAGGCCCCCCCACUUCCUGUCCAUUUCCCCCCUCCCCUCCCCCCCCUCUGUUUGGAGGCCGGUGCUUAGGCCCGCCAGUCCAGCUGCAGUUACACCACCUGUACACUCGAUAGCUGUGCCACUUGUCCCCACCGCAGAUGACGCGCCACAGAUAUACUUUGUCCACUGGCGCAUCCGAGCCGAGUCAGUGCAGGGCCCUCACGGUACCACGGUGGAAAAAUGUUAACUACCUUGCCAGGUAUACGGGACCACUGAGCUAUACAGCUCGUUUUUAGAAGUGACCUGGCCACAAAUGAUAGCUCAAUGAAGUGACUUAUCAUCACGUGGAAAUUCGUAGCAGCCAAAUACUCUAAACUCAUGUCGUUUCUAAAUGUGGAGGGAAAAACCGGAGGAUACGGAGAAAAAACUACGCGACCACGAGGAGAGAGAGAGAGACGCAAACUCCAAACAUACAGCAGGUGUCAAGGCCGGGAUCGAACCCACGACCUCCUGCAUACCAGGCGAGGUGGUUAACAUCGCAUCACCGCAGCGCCAACUCGGGCCGCCCCUCAUAGCUUUUCAUAACGUCACGGCGUGAGAGAUGCCACGUUCGCGUGGCGUCUCCUGUGUGAACUCGACCCACGGCUGUGUUUUUGUUUUUAAAAACGAGGGUGGGAGGGGGGGCAAAUUACAGAAGCAAUAUAUGUUUGCUUGGAGAAGCCAAAACGAACACAAAUCUAGGUUUAAAAAAAAUCUCACGUUUCCUCCAAACCAGCCAUGCAGGGCAAGGAGGGUGCAGACAUGUACCGAUGCAUCAACUCGUUGAAUAAUAUAAAUUCUCAAAGCUCAGAAUGCAUGCAUUAUGGAGUUGUGAGUGUGUGAAUAGAUGCAGGUUAUUUUUGCACAUCACAGGCAAACUGUAUGCUCAAUGUUGCAUUUAUAACGGAUAGUUAGAAACCAACCAAUCGUGUGCGCAAGAUGGAUUUAGGAAAGCUUUUUCUACUAUUAAUCACACUCGAAUUGUGCAUCGAAUUCUAGUGGAGAUGAAUGGGUAUCAAAUGCCAUUACGCCAAGCCACUGUCGACUAUGAAAAUACAUUUCAUUCGUAACAGCUGAAUCACCGGGCGGGAGUGAAUCGCUCUCCGCUGGAUAGCGAAAAGGAGGGACCGGGGAGACAGGUGGCAGGAGCCGAUUACACACAGCAGCACGGUCCGUGAAACACGGGGCCAGAGAUCAGAGUUGUGCUGUUGUUCCUGGACCCUUCCCGGGCCAUUUUUUAUGAGGCUGAGCAUGCUUGCAAAUGGUUGUUGAAACAUAGCGUUAGUACCAUGGGGACGGCAAACAAAAUAACAAGAAGAGACAUUUUUUUCUCACGAAUUCGUUACAAAACACUAUCUCAAGAGCCACAAUGCACGUGAAUAUAUACACACAUACACACAUAUACACAUACACUAAAUACAUUAAUAUAGCAAUAUCAAUACCCGCCAUUCGCUACUAAAUGACGGUGAUGUCACCAUGGCGCCUGUGCUAGGUGCACUUUGAGGCCACGUGAAGUGUCGAAGGCUCGCUGACAGGACGUCUCCGAACAGACCCAGGUGCCAUGUCAAACCGGAGCCGGUCAUGAGCACACUGCCCAGACAUGGGAAACUCUCCACUCUCUCCACCACCAAUGGGGAGCUGAGGGGGUGGAGUGUUUGGUGGCACAAAAUAUCCAGGCAGGUGCUUAGUUUUGGUGGGGCUGAUGCUAAGAUCCCACCUCUUAGUGGGACACUCCAGGUUUAGCAGCAGUGCUUCCAACUCCUCUUCUGAGUGAGCAGCAAUCACCAGUUUAUCAGCAUACGUAACAUGGUUGACCAAUAGGGAGGUAUCCUUCGACUGCACUCCGGCAUCGAUCAGCCUCCCGUUGUAUCUGUACCAGAUGGAAAUUCCUCCGGUAUAACCAUGGAAAGUUUCUCGAACUACGUGGGAAAAGAUGAUGUUAAAUAAUGUGGGAGCCAGAGGAUAUCCCUGUCGCACCCCUAGGUGAUCAGGAAAUGGCUCCGACUCCCAGCCACGUAGUAUUACCCGGGCCUGCCCACCAUCAUGAAGGUCCUUAAUGAUUGUGAGCAGAGAGUCAGAGACUCCGAAAGCAGAAAGAACUGCCGACUGCCCUGGCCUGUGGAUGGUAUCAUAGGCCUUGACCAGGUCAAUAAAGCAGAGAUGUAGGGCUUGUUGGAAUUCCCUAGACCUCUGCUGUAGCAGACGGAGUGAAAAUAUGACAUCUGUGCAGGACCGCCUUUUCCUGAAAGCACAUUGGGACUCCGCAAGCCUCUCAUCAGCGUGCCUAGCACAUACACACAUACACAUGUGCCUGGCAAGGCGAUGUUGAAUAAUCCUUGCCAGGACCUUUCCCGGCACACUGAUACACAGACACGAGGACACAGAUAAUACACACACACACUAAUAAUACACAGACACUAAUACACAGACACUAAUAACACGUGGACAAAAACAAAAUACAGACACUUAAUACACAUACAAAUAAUACAGGAUAGUGUACACGCACGCUGUCGGAAAUAAAAUAAAAUCGCACCAAGACAAACCGCUGAGAAAAACGUUCAAAAUAAGGCAUCAAACAAUAAACGGUCGAGAAACGCGAUAUUACCGCACACGAAUAAACACCGAGAUACAUAGAGCACCUAACUUCACACACAUACUCUCUUUCAAACUCAAUUACGCACACGCUCGCACACAAUCUGAAUCACGCGGUCGCUCAGCAGCUCCACCUCCUCAACUGCCAUAUCAACCGCCAUCUUUACACAAAGCCGCCAUCUUUACAACAGCUUCAACAGACCGUUGGGGCAAGUGCUGUUAGCGAGCACCUAUGAAGGCCGGCACGGCACACGAGGGGGUGGGUGGGCCAGCACCACGACUGACCACCUUUGUCUCCCCAGUGGUGAUGUUUACACACCGCACCGGGUACUCAUUUGAGGCUGAGUCGACCUAGGGGAGGCCCAGUAUCGGUUCAAAUAAUCGUCACCGGUGUUGGCCGUGAGCGGGAAUCGAAGCCGGUUAGCCAGGUUCUUAGUGCAGCGCGCUAACCGCUACACUACCGCUCCCCAUCUUUACACACAUACACACAUAUACGUCACGUCACUAAGCAGUCUGCGAAGAGCCGCAUGCGGCACCGGAGCCGCAGGCUGCCGAGCCCUGCGUUAGUUCCAGGGCUCUGAAUCCAGGUCUCCAAAAGUGACGGUUUAAUGCCUUGGCAUUGGUUCGUUGGGAAACACUCCGUCUCCAGGAUACUUGAAAUAACGGAGCUCAAAUACAUUGGCUGGGCCAAUUCGGGGAAACGUUUCUUCACCUAGGGCAUUGCUGGCUUUGGCCGAACUCUUGUGUUGCUGUAGUGCUGCACAGAACCUGGCCGUGGUGGCCACGUGUGAGACCAAGGCUCUGCCAAUCCACGCCGCAGUUCCAGUCUAUGCUUUGACAAUGCACGUCCAUAUUUUUUGGCUCUUCUAGACCAUAGAAUAUGAAUCCUUGCAGUCACGAAAGCUUCAAAUCUAGAAUCUUCUAGACCAUCCAGUUUCUGAAGUCCAUGCCCCAGUUUACUUUGAAGUCCCUUCACUCAAUUCCUGAAUCCAAGGUCUUGCUUGCUCCAGGUCAUAUGCAUUGGUUUGAUAUAUUCCACGCCUGAGUUUUUUUUCCCCCAGCAUCCAAAAAAACUCACCCACUCCACAUGAUAGCAUUUGGGAGCAACAUUCACGUCUCGACUAAGCGAGCAAAGCAUCACCUUUGCAAAUUUGCCCCAUUAAUCACGAUCGUAGGUGAUGGAGUCGUCGGCAAAAAGAAAAAUCGGUUUAAAGGCAACGUUCGCCAAUGAGACACGUGCAUUGGCCAAAGGAAACCGUCACGCAAACUCCGGUCAUCCUCGCAGCAGCGGCGGAUUUUGGCUAACCAUCGAACAAAGACCCUCACCGCAUCGUGCGCGCUUUCAGAUGCGCUUCUGCGGCCGUCUGGAACGCUCUUCCUUCCGAUAUCAGGAAGCCAAUGGGAGCUAUGCUAUACCUAAUAAAUGAACUUGAACUUGAAUCAUCUAGAUUGAAAACUAAUUUCUUUAGAACUGCUUUUUGUGUUUGGUUUGUUGUCCUUCUAUGGGUACCUCCGAUUAGCACAGUUGGCUACGUACGGUGCGAAAGAAGUUCAACAUACAUGCAUACAGUAAUGUGAAUUGAGCACUCCAUCUCUUCGAAGGGACGUUUCAUCUUGUCUUGCGGACGCAAAGACACCGUGACGUUUCUCGCAAAUAAACUAAACUAAACUAUUUACAUAUUACCAGGAAAAGCCCACUGAACAUUAUAGCUCUUUUUCAAAAGCUACCUUGCCGUAAAUUAUAACUCAACGAAUUGACUUAUCACGUGGAUAUUCAUAUCAGCCAGAUACUCUGAAGGCUGGUUUCUAAAUGUGGAGGGGAAAAAAAACCGGAGGAUCCGGAGAAAAAUCCACACGACCACAAAGAGAGAGACAUGCAAACUCCAAAUAUACAGCAGCAGGCUUCAGGGUUGGGAUCGAACCCACGACCUCCUGCAUACCAAGCGAGGUAGUUAACAUCUCCUAGCCACCGUGAUGAUGAUGAGAGAGAGAGACACGCAAACUCCAAAUAUACAGCAGCAGGCCUCAGGGUCGGGAUCGAAUCCACGACCUCCUGCAUACCAAGGCGAGGUAGUUAAUAUCUCCUAGCCACCGUGAUGAUGAUGAGAGAGAGAGAGACACGCAAACUCCAAAUAUACAGCAGCAGGCUUCAGGGUUGGGAUCGAACCCACGACCUCCUGCAUACCAGGCGAGGUAGUUAACAUCUCCUAGCCACCGUGAUGAUGAUGAGAGAGACAUGCAAACUCCAAAUAUACAGCAGCAGGCUUCAGGGUUGGGAUCGAACCCACGACCUCCUGCAUACCAAGCGAGGUAGUUAACAUCUCCUAGCCACCGUGAUGAUGAGAGAGAGAGAGACACGCAAACUCCAAAUAUACAGCAGCAGGCUUCAGGGUUGGGAUCGAACCCACGACCUCCUGCGUACCAAGCGAGGUAGUUAAUAUAUCACAACCGUGACGCUCUGUGGCGAAAUCGUGGCCAAAUUCGUUCGCGGAUUUUGUUUUACCGAAUAAUGUCCGAGUUAAUGUAAAUGUAUAUUCUUGGUCCUUUCGGUAAAGUCACGUAGCUAGAAAACAAAUCAAAAUUAAA
This is a messenger RNA of Lethenteron reissneri (Far Eastern brook lamprey), 9086 nucleotides long. RefSeq names its product single-strand-selective monofunctional uracil-DNA glycosylase 1 (gene SMUG1). Lineage: Eukaryota; Metazoa; Chordata; Hyperoartia; Petromyzontiformes; Petromyzontidae. The record is from RefSeq and is a predicted model, not a curated record. Gene Ontology annotation, biological process: base-excision repair. Gene Ontology annotation, molecular function: single-strand selective uracil DNA N-glycosylase activity; oxidized pyrimidine nucleobase lesion DNA N-glycosylase activity.